AUAUUUAAUUUCAGUAGUUUCGAUUUCAUUAUAGGGGGACUAGUGUACAUGGGAGGGGUAUAUUUCCCAGAAUACAACACGAGGGGAGGCUGAAAUAUGACGUUUAUAUUUAAUCAUGGUACCACUAGGGAGGAGAUGGGAAGAAAGUGCUAAGCUACCCGAAACAUAAACCAAGUCGGCAUUUGCGCUGCACCGGAACAAGUGAGCACGCCUUCCUCUGUGCACACUCACCCACCAGAGGCGGCCAGCCCAGCCGGGACCAUGAGCGAGCGUGGCCCUCGCACGGAGGCCUCCAUAUUUUUGCAGGUGGGGGUGGACCGCCUCGAGCACGAUGACAAAGAGGACAACGAUGAAGACAAGAUGGCRCACUACGACGACGACAAAGAUGACGACGACCUGAUGUCGGCACCCUCGGGCUCCCGCGUCUACGACCGCACUACGGUGCUCAUCGAGCAGGACCCCAUCCGGCUGGACGAGGAGGGAGAGGAGGACCAUGGACACUGCGUCGGGGGGGACCACGACGACGGGGGAACUUUCCUGGUCGAUGAGGAGGAGGAGGAGGAAGAGGAGGAAGGCUCUAUGACCUUCAUGGGCGACCAGGACGGCAUGUCGCAGGGAUACGUGCAUCACACCAUCUCGCCCGACCAGAUCCAGUUCAUCAUCAACCCGGGUUCCAUGGCCAUGCCGCGCAACAUCGAGGGGGCCACCCUCACCCUGCACUCAGAGUGUCCGGAGACCAAGCAAAGAGAGGUGAAGCGGUACCAGUGCAUGUUUGAGGGCUGCACACGGACCUACAGCACGGCGGGCAACCUGCGCACGCACCAGAAGACCCACCGGGGCGAGUACACGUUUGUGUGCAACCAGUUGGGUUGCGGCAAGGCCUUCCUCACCUCCUACAGCCUGAAGAUCCACGUGCGCGUUCACACCAAGGAGAAGCCCUUUGAGUGUGACGUGCAGGGCUGCGAGAAGGCCUUCAACACUCUGUAUAGACUGAAAGCGCACCAGAGACUGCACACGGGGAAGACGUUCAACUGUGAAUCGGAGGGAUGCACAAAGUACUUUACCACACUCAGUGACCUGAGGAAGCACAUUCGCACUCAUACAGGGGAGAAACCAUUCCGGUGUGACCAUGAUGGUUGCGGMAAGGCGUUUGCUGCCAGCCAUCACCUAAAGACGCACGUGCGGACACACACAGGGGAGAAGCCUUUCAAUUGUCCCAGCAACGGCUGUGAGAAAGCAUUCAGCAGCCAGUACAGUUUGAAGAGUCACGUCAGGGGCCAUGGGGACAAGGGCCAGCCCUUCAGUGUCACCCUCACACACCCCCUGUCCGAGGAUGCAAAUCAUUCACUGUGCCUCAGUGACUUGAGCCUCAUCUCGACUGACUCGGAGCUCAGAGAAAACAUCCACAAUCACUUGGACUUGAGCAGUGUUACCCCUGUGAGGAUCUUCGAGCUCAUGUUCCAGAGUCCGGAGAACAGUGUCAGUCAAGACGAUGCACAUCCUCACGAGAGCCUUGUCGAAGCCUUUGGCCAGGAGACUGGUCAGUCCACCAUGGGCGAUGGAUCCACCCCUAUCUCCUUCUCAUUCUCCCUCGUCCCUUCCUCCUCAUCCUCCUGUUCCCACUCCCACCCACACUCUCACCCUCACACCGACACCACCUCCACCACUGUCYUGGAGGCUUCCUCCCAGCUCCCUGUUAGCCAAACCCCCUCUUCCCAACCGCCAGCAUCUCCUGCAACCAUUAGUAAUGUUACCGCAAUCAGCUCCACCCAGCCCCUUGCCACCUUCGUAACCUUACCCACUGCCCUGCAGACACCAGAUGUGCCUGCCCCCUACGUGGCGCUGCCCGCCCAGACCGCUCCAAUAGUGCCCUCUGCUGCGCCAGUAGUGGUGCCAGGCCCAGCCCUCGCCAACGCGGCUCUGGGCGCUGUAGUCGCUGCCACCCCCACAGAGACUGUGCCGCUGCCCGCCGUGGCUCACACACACACUGUGCCUUUGGCCAGCAACACCAACCCUGCCCUGGCGCCCCCAGCCUCUGCCCCCACCAUCGCCCCAAGCCACAGCCACACCCAGAGCCUGCUGCAGCCCAGCAUCGUCAUGUCCGACCAGAACYUGCAGUGGAUCCUUAACACCGCUGCCAACAGCCAACAGAACCCAGAGCAAGCGCCACACGGAGGUCCAAAAGUGGAGAAGGUCUUCUUCACCACAGCCAUACCAGUGGGAGGAAAUUCAGGCAACUCUGUCCAGCAGAUCGGCCUCAGCCUGCCCGUCAUCAUCAUCAAACAGGAGGAGUCCUGCCAGUGCCAGUGUGCCUGCAGGGACUCUGCUAAAGACAAGCUCUCCAACAAGAGCAGCAACGCCUCGGCAGCACGACAACAACAGCCCGCAGUGCUCCCCRCUCCUCUACCACCCCCCGCUCCCGUGACACUGCCCUUUCCCCCCGUACCCCCCCCGGCACCCUCUUCCCCCUUGUGCUGCCUCCCACCGCUCACCUCGGAAGUGAACGAGUCCCCUCCUCUUCCCCAAACAGGAGCGGUACUAGGACCGGGUAGCCCCUCCCCCUCAACCUCUGUACAGACGUUCCCCCCAGGGGUGGCCACGGCGACCACCAACCCCCCCACCAUCACGUCCAUGGUGGCCAAACCAUCCGUGUCGGACUUCCUGUCCCUGCAGAGCCCCGAGAGCACGGCCAACAUCGARGCUUUGCUACUGGUGACCAGCARUGAUAACUUCACUAUGGCCACCGCUGGCACUAGCACCACCACCAACCCCUAGUGGUCCCUAUUCUCCACUCUUCUCUUGCAUACUCCCAGUCAUGGAUUUAAAAGCAUUUUUGUGUAAGCGUUGGGCAGAGGGAGUUUCUACCAUUGUUAAAUUAAAGGGAGUGUGCAUAUGCACAUAUGCAGCCGUACUUGCCGAUUCACCCACUACGCAUCUGCUUUUCAAGUAUUGUAAGUGGAACUUAAUGAGGGGGCUUAUUUUGAAAAAGCCGCAAAAUGCAUGCCAGUCUAGAAAAGUGUUCUUAAUUGGCUGGCUCUCCAUCAAACAAGGUCCUAAGCACUGAUCAUUUGAAAGGCCAGAGGAACUAUUGUGUCCUUCUAAUAUGGCGUGAAGCUGAUUCCUGAGAGCAACAAAACAUUGUCUAUAUCCAUGUACUGUACAAUAGUUCUUAACUGUAACUAUUAUGAUUAGUUGGUAAGUGAUUGACCAGAAUGCACUGCAUGUGAAGUGAAUUGGAAUUUCAUCAACUAUAUUUCCUACAAGGAAUUAGUGUGGCAGUGUUGCCAUUCCCUUAAAAGCAAUGUCUUGCUAAUGCCAUAAUGUGAAGAGUAAUUUCCAGUGUUUUACCUAAAUYAGCUAGUGUAGCCCAGAUCAUUGUUUUGUCUUUUGUCUCGCUUUGUUCGUUUUUGUCUUUCUUUACAGGUAUAUUUACUAAUUGAAAAAGAAAUUGCCUGUGACACAAUUUGCUUGCCUUUUUAAAUAUAAUUUAGAAGUAAAUACAUUAGUAAUAAGCCUAUAACUUAAUAUUUAAUUUGUCAAUAAUUUUUAUUUAUUGGAGARAAAAUAUCAAAAUCUCUGACCUUAGACUGUCAUCAAGUCACAGCUUAUUCAUCAUCAUUGUAAUCAUUGUUAAUUUAUUCCACUUUUCGCCCAAGGUUUMUUUUUUAGUCCCCCCUGUUACUGAUUUUUGUUUUAUGGAGCCCCUCUCAAUUCGUUUCAGAAAGCUGUUUCAACACAACGCAAUUAAUUGUAUAUUAAGGUUGUCAAAGGUCCUAAAUUGAGUUUUGGUCAGCAAAAUGUCUUCACAAUGAAAUCAUGAAUCAAUUAUGAAAAUAAUUGCUCACAACACUGUUUCUCUAUGAAUUUGGACCCACUCAGGGAUGCAUCACGGCAUAUCUAAUUUAUACAGCUUGAGAUUUUCCUUUAUUUAAUAAGAGCUUGUCCAUUUAGACAUUUUAGGAGUCAACUGCCCGGAUGCCCAUCGAUUGUAGUAGCCCCCUUUUUCGGCUGCACUCUCCCCUCUUUGUGCACUGUCUAAUAUGACUAGUUAUCUGCGUUAUUACUAUGACAAUAUUUAAAUACCACUGCUGUCAGAAGGGGUUUCUGAAGGGUGUUGAUGGUGUAAAUACAUUACAUUUAAAUAUAUGAACACUUAUUCCUUCAGCUUGUUUUAGAAUGUAUUUGUUUUGUAUAUACAUUUUGAAUAUGUAGACUUGAACCUUGGAAACUAAAGACAAUACCCCCUGCGCUGCCCUUUGUCUUUGCAUUCUGCCCCCAUGCAGAUGCUCACACGUCGUAUGCAGAAGAGUAUAAAAUGAAGCCUUAUAAUGGUUUAGUUUUAGGGCCAUUGGCUUCUGUGCAGUCAACAUAGUAUUUAUUUUCAAAUGCAACUGUAAGUAACUUUCUUAGAGUAUAUGACGAUAUUGUUUCACAUGGGACAUAAUGCAAUGAUUUACAGAACAACAACAAAAAUAAUUGGAGAGAAGGCAUUAUGCCCAAAUAUCAUGUGUAGAGCAAACUUGCCUUACUACAGGAUAUCUCACUUGCUGUGGCUUACUGAGCUGGCUCCUUGUUUUGUCAAUCUUUGCCUAUGGCUUGAUUUGGACACGCUGCCUGACUUUCCUCCUGUUCAUCUAGUCUUGUUCAAUGCCUUUUAGCAGCUGUCUACAAGUGGACAAAAUUACAUUGAAAAGAAAUGCUUCAUUUUUUGUUGGAAGAUUUAACAGAUAAAUGUGCCAACAAAUCAAAUGAUCCCCCAAUUAUUAUUUUUCUGUUGUCAUUUUUUAUGUGAAGAUGUUACUGCAGAAAUAUACUGUAGACUGAAA
Molecule: messenger RNA, 4826 nt
Organism: Salvelinus sp. IW2-2015
Lineage: Eukaryota; Metazoa; Chordata; Actinopteri; Salmoniformes; Salmonidae
Source: RefSeq, a predicted model, not a curated record